AUGGCCGACGUCAUCAACGACAUCGAAGCCCAUGUGUCUGCCGUCUCGGCUGAGUAUGCAUCGCCCGACUUCUGCAGCCGUGUUCGCCUCGCCAUAGCCAAUGAGGCCACCCUCGCCCAGGUGCGCCAGUUCAUUGCUGCCGGCUGGCCCGACAAAGAGCACAGCAUCCCGGACAACCUCCACCCACACUUCCACUCCAGGCAGGCCCUCUCCGUCGCCGACGGCUGCCUGUACUUCGGCGACCGGCUAGUCAUACCUGCGUCCCUGCAGUCCGAGGUCUUACGGGCAAUCCACGAGUGUCAUCAGGGCGUCACCAAGUGCCGUGCCCGGGCAGCAGUGUGGUGGCCAGGGCUUAGCAGUCAGAUCGCCGACACAGUCCACAACUGCGAAGUCUGCAGCCGGACACGCCUGGUCCCCGCAGCUCCACUGCACCCUCUGCCACUCCCAGACCGCCCAUGGCAGCGCGUUGCGGCCGACCUCUUCACACUGGAUGGUAUCGACUACCUGAUUACGGUUGACUACUUCUCCCGAUUUGUGGAAGUGGAUCAGCUCCGCACCACAACAUCCGCCGCCAUCAUUGCGGCCCUCAACAUGCACUUUGCGCGGCACGGUUUCCCAGACAGCUUCGUUUCUGACAACGGGCCGCAAUUUGCUAGCUCUGAGUUCGUACUCUUCCUGACCCGUCACGAUAUCGAGCACCGUACCAGCUCACCUCGCUACCCGCAGAGCAAUGGCAUGGUAGAACGCUCGGUGCGCACCAUCAAGGAGCUACUCCGCAAGUCCACCGACCUCCCGGCAGCUCUACUCGCGUAUCGCUCUACCCCGUUGCAAUGUGGUUUCACCCCUGCUCAGUUGUUAAUGGGUCGGCAACUCCGCUCCACAGUGCCAUCACCCGCGGCCCAGCUGGCACCAGCCUGGCCAGACCUGGAUCUGGUUCGCCGUCGAGAGGCUCAGCAGCAGGACCGGCAAGCCUCGGACUUCGACCGCAGACACUGUGUCCGCUUGCCUGGUCGGCUCGCAGCGGGGGACCGGGUCUGGGUUACAGACCUGCGCCAGAAGGGAGUGGUACAGCUGCAGCUCAGUGAGCGAUCUUACAAUGUCAAGACAGCCACCUCCACUGUACGUCACAAUGGGAGGAGCCUCCGGCCACUCCCGCCAAGCACAGCAGAAGUGGAGACACCAGCAGCCCCCAUCGCCCUGCAGCCAGAGGCCACCGGGACACGCGGCAGAGAAUCUCCCGUGGCGAGCUGCGACGGCACACCGGCCACUGCCGAGGCCGGCACCACUGCCGAGGCCGGCACAAGUGCCACCUCCACUACGCGUUCAGGUCGCAAAGCCAUUGCACCUGAGCGGCUUAUCUCGACCAUGUGA
This is a messenger RNA of Sycon ciliatum, 1371 nucleotides long. RefSeq lists its product as uncharacterized. Gene Ontology annotation, biological process: DNA integration. Gene Ontology annotation, molecular function: nucleic acid binding. NCBI's taxonomy places the organism in Eukaryota, Metazoa, Porifera, Calcarea, Leucosolenida, Sycettidae. The transcript has a single exon. The coding region runs from base 1 to 1371 and encodes 456 amino acids. The record is from RefSeq and is a predicted model, not a curated record.